Messenger RNA from Meriones unguiculatus (Mongolian gerbil), 4814 nucleotides. RefSeq names its product von Willebrand factor A domain containing 5B2 (gene Vwa5b2). Bases 247 to 2007 code for a protein of 586 amino acids. Lineage: Eukaryota; Metazoa; Chordata; Mammalia; Rodentia; Muridae. The transcript is spliced from 13 exons. The record is from RefSeq and is a predicted model, not a curated record.
GCCGGCGCCGCGCUCCCGGCUCUCGGGAGUCUCAGCCGCAGCUCCCGGUCGGGUUUCGCAGGUGCGGGGACGGGGACGGCUCAGAGGAGGCCUCGCCCACCUCCCGCCUGGUGGUCCCGACGCCCACCACUCCGCCGAGGAGGGACGAGAGACUGGCGGGCGCCUGGACUGGAGGGUUAACCAUUAACCCUCCACUCCCCCGCUGCCGGGAGCUGAGCUCCGCUCCGGCUGCCCAGGGUGGGCGCCAUGCCCGGCCUGUACUGCCCCUCCAGCUGGACGCCGCUGCCACUCACCGACUCCUGCGUCCGGGCUUAUGCCAAGGGACCCUGCCUCAGCCUGCGGGCCCGGCUCACCUACCACAACCCGCAGCCCCAGCCCGUGGACGGCGUGUUCGUGUACCCUCUGGCUGAGGCCGAGGUGGUAUCUGGCUUCGAGGCCGAGGCGGCCGGACGGCGGGUCUCCUUCCAGCUGCAGAGCCGGCGCCGCUCGCAGGCCGCCUGCUGCCGCGCUCUGGGCCCGGGACUGGGGACCUCUACGCCCCGCCGCUGCGCACAGGGUCACCUUGUCUUGGAUCUGGCCCAAGCUCGGUCCACGCUGGUGUUGCCCACCGGCCUUGUUGCUGCGGCUGGGACCAUUACAGUGACCCUGUGCAGCAGCCGGGAGUUGCCCUCCAGGCCUGAUGGGGUGAUGCAUGUGGCCCUGCCCACUGUGUUCACUCCACUGGCGCAGCCAGGCCUGCCAGGGUCCCCCAGGUCUCCGGGGCUCUGUGACGACAGCCCCACCAGCUGCUUUGGAGUAGGCAGUCCUGAGGAGGAAGGGCUGACCUGGGAGCCACCAACUGCACCUCCAGAGGUGUUCUCAGGCCCCGCCCACUGUCCUGCUCCCUACACCUUCUCUUUUGAGAUGCUGGUGACUGGACCAUGUCUGUUGGCAGGCCUGGAGAGCCCCUCUCAUGCCCUGCGUGCAGACGCCCUCCCUCAUGCCAGCUCUGCAGCUACUAUCUGUGUCACCCUGGCGGAGGGCCAUCCCUGUGAUCGGGCCUUGGAGAUCCUCUUGCACCCUAGUGAGCCCCAUCAGCCACACUUGAUGCUGGAGGCUGGCAGCUUGAGCUCAGCAGAAUAUGAGGCCCAUGUGAGGGCCCGCCAUGACUUUCAGAGGUUACAGCGAAGAGACAGCGAUGGGGAGCGGCAGGUGUGGUUCCUGCAGCGCCGGUUCCAUAAGGACAUCUUGCUGAACCCCGUACUGGUGCUGAACUUCUGCCCAGACCUGAGCCCCAAGCCUGGACACCUGAGUGCUGCUACCCGGGAGCUCCUCUUCUUGUUAGAUGGCAGUGCUGCAGGACACAAGGAUGCUAUUGUUUUGGCUGUAAAAUCCCUCCCAGCUCAGACGCUUGUCAACUUAGCCAUGUUUGGGACAUCAGUACAGUCACUCUUCCCAGAAAGCCGGCCUUGCAGUGAUGAGACUGUGCAGCUGAUCUGUGAGAGCAUGGAGACUCUCCAGGCUGCCAGCUGUCCCCCUGAUGUAUUGGCUGUGUUGGAUUGGGCCUUAGGGCAACCCCAGCACAGGGCCCACCCUCGGCAGCUGUUCCUAAUCACUGCUGCCUCACCAAUGCCUGCCACUACUCACCAAGCCCUGGAGUUCAUGAGGUGGCACAGAGGGGCAGCCAGGUGCUUCUCCUUCGCCUUGACGCCUGCGUGCCACCAGUUGCUCCAGGGCUUGUCUGUGAUCAGCAGGGGCCAGGCCUAUGCCCUGAGGCCUGGGGAAAGACUGCAGCCCAAGUUGGUGCAGGCCCUGCGGAAGGCACUGGAGCCUGCUUUGAGUGACAUCUCUGUGGACUGGUUUGUGCCUGAUGCAGUGGAGGCACUGCUGACCCCCCGGGAGAUCCCAGCACUCUACCCUGGAGACCAGCUGCUCGGCUACUGCUCACUUUUCAAGGUGGACGGCUUCCGGACCGGUGCUCCAGGGGUAGGACCGGGCUGGGGAUGCGAGAUGGGCCUGGAGGGCUGAAGUCCUUGUAUCUCCCUUCUUCCCUGUCUUUCCUGAGAACCCUGUAGGCCUAGAAGCCCACAGAGAUUGCCCUGGGAUCCUCCCAAGGGGGGUGGUCCUGUAAAGCAUUGCACUUGGUUUUCUUUCUUUUGCAAAUAUGUGUUGUUAUUAUUAUUAUUAUUUUAUGUGCAUUGGUGUUCUGUCUGCAUGUAUGUCUACGUGAGAGUGUCAGAUUCCCUCAAACUGGAGUUGCAGACAGUUGUGAACUGCCAUAUGGUUGCUGGGAAUUGAACCCAGGUCCUCUGGAAGAGCAACUGGUGCUCUUAACUGCUGAGCCAUUUCUCCAGCCCUGGUUUUCUUUCUUUUUAGAACUUUUUAAAAUUACAUUUACUUGUUUAUUUAUGUGUGCAGAUGUGCACACAUGCAUGUAUGUGCUUUCGAUGGUGUCUAAUGUGGAGGUCAGAGGUCAACUUGUGGGAAUUGGUUCUUUCCAUCUACCCUGUGGGUCAUGAGGCUAGAACUCAGGUUGUCAGGCUGGUGGCAAGCACCUAAAACUAUUUCACACAACAGUACCUUACAUAAAACACCAUCUGGGCUGGAGAGAUGGCUCAGUGAGGACCCAGGUGACCCCGCAUGGUGGCCCGCAACUAUCCACUCUAGUUCCAGGGAAUCUCACCCUCUCUUGUGCCCCCAAGCGCCAUGGAACCUUGGGCACAUGGGAACAUAGACAUACAUGCAAAUAAAACACUCUUACACAAAAAAUAAAAUUAAGAAAAUCUUUUAAAAUGUAAGCAAGCAGCAGCUAGCCAUUUCCGGUAGCACUUGAAAGCCUAUGUCUGCUGCCUCCAGACCCAACUUUGUUACUUUCUGGCUAUGUGAUUUAAGCAACUCACUUACCCUCUCUGAGCCCACUUCCUCGGAUGUAAAUAAAGUGGGGGGGCCUGCUGUUGUUUAAUGAGUGUUUUGUCUGUCUGUAUGUAUGCGCACUCCAUGUGUUCCUGGUGCUCUUGGAGGUCAAAGGCAGGCAUCUGAUCUUCUAAAACUGCAGUUACAGAAGGUUGUGAGUGUUCAUGUAGGUGCUGGGAACCAAACCUUGGUCCUCCAUGAGAACAAGUGCUCUUAACCCCUGAGCCUUCUCUCCAGCCACAAAUAAUGUGUCGUAGCUAUUGUGAACAGAGAACUUGAGCACUCCAGGGAGGGCUUUGAGAUACAGAUGUUAUUUCUUGUGACACACACACUCUCUCUCUAAAGGAACUAUGUGUGCCUCCUUCUUUUUGAUUCUGAGGGCCAAAUGACAGACUGCUAGCCUUUUGCCAGGAAGCUCAGUUUUCCAGGAGCUUGUUACCCUCAAGGUUAAUAUACUGGCUUCUUACUUUUUUAAUAUGUGUAUGAAGUUUUCUUGCACCUAUCCAUGUGUACCAUGUGUGCAUCUGGUGCCUGUGGAGGUGGGGAGAGGGUUUCAGUUCCCUUGGGAUUGGGGUUACAGAUGGUUGUGAGCCUCCAUGUGGUUGCUGAGAAUUGAACUCAGGUUCUCCAGACCACUCUUAACCACUGAGCCACCCCUCCAGCCAUUAUAGUUUAAAAUUUUAAUCAAGAUAUAAUUAGGAAAGGGGAAGGAGGGUGGGAUCGGCAGGGGAGGAGGGAGAGGCUUAUGGGGGGAUACAAAAUGAAUAAAGUGUAAUUAAUAAAAAAAUUAUAAAAAAUAAAAAUAAAAAUUAAUAUAUAAAAAAGAUAUAAUUAGGUCAUCUCUCCCCUUUUAGUUCCUCUCCAGCCCCUCCCACAUCCUCCCUCACUCCCUCUCAAAUUGGUAGCCUCUUUUUCUUUAUUACAUGUUUAUAUAUACAUACAUAUAUAAACUCAACCUGCUCAAUUUGUUUAAAGUUGCUUGUGUGUAUAUAAUUUCAGGGCUGACACCUUUGUAUUGGAUAUCCAAUUAGGGAGCUCAUCCCUGGGAGAGACUAGUUUUCUCUCUCAGAAGUCAUUAGCUUCCUUGAGUUCUUUGUCUAGAGUGGAAACUGGCACCAUUUCUCCCUUCUACGCUAGCAGAAUUGGCAAUUAGUUGUCAUUGUUUGGUCUUGUUUAGGUAGCCAUGUUGAGGGAUGAUGGGUUUAGCUUUCCUGUCAUUCCUAGGGAAACACAUUCUCACAGCAUAUUUUUUAAUUUUUAAAAAAGAUUUAUUUACUUAUUAUGUAUACAAUGUUCUAUCUGCAUGUACACCUGCACACCAGAAGAGGGCACCAGAUUUUAUUUUAGAUGGUUGUGAAGCACCAUGUGGUUUCUGGGAAUUGAACUCAGGGCCUCUGGAAGAGCAGCCAGUGCUCUUAACCUCUGAGCCAUCUCUCCAGGCCCCAUAAUUUUUUUUUUAACUUUUAAAAGACCUAUGGCUCAGUGUGUUAAGGCACUUGCUGCCAAGCCUGUUGAUGACUUGAGAUCAAUCCCCAGGACCCACAUGGUAGGAGGGAACCGACUCCUCUAAGUUAUCCUCUGACCUCUGCAAGAGCUGGGGCUGUACACACACACACACACCAAUAAUAAUAAUGGCUAAAAAAACUUGAUUACAUUUUUCUUUACUUGAGUGUGUCAUGGGUGCAUGUAUGCGGUCAGAAGAUAACUCUGUACUUCAGUUCUGUCUUUCUACCGUUACGUUGUUCCAGGAGUCAAACAUAAGUGGUCAGGUUUGCACAGCAAGUGCCUUUACCCACUGAGCUAUUUUGCUGGCCCUUGUUUCUUCCUGGCCUUCUGGAUUAUUAGUUUUUACUUGCUAUGAUCCAUCUUAAAUAUGUACUGGAAAAGACAUUAUAAUUUAGUAUACCUUUUCCUCAAUACCA